GAGUUAGGGAAGAGUUGGAGUCAGCCAGAAUUUGCAGAUAGCCAGGCAGCCAUGCGUCCUCUGGCUGUGUCUUGCCUCUUCUUGGUUUUGUCCUCCGUGUCCGGCUUGGCCCUAGAGGAAAUCUUGAAGGCGUCCAAGUGCGGCGGCAAACUGGUGGUGGAUGAUGAAGUGACGCUGAGAAGCCCCGGUUAUCCCAACUCUUACCGCAACAGGGCGAAAUGCAUUUGGAAAGUGGCUGCUAAUGAUGGCACCUCAAAACUGGAGAUGUACUGUUCUACAUUCGAUGUUCAGGCAUCGCAAAAAUGUAAGAAGGACAGGCUGACGGUGAUGCAAGGAAAGAAGGAGUUGAAGCGCUUUUGUGGCGAAGGCCCCAAAAGUUUCAGUUCUGAUUCCAGCGAGCUGGAGAUCGUAUUCAAGAGCAAUCGGUGGGUGUCCAAGAAUGGCUUCGAGUGUACUGUUCGGAAGGUGAAUCAAGACACCUCUGAAGGAUACUGGACUAACACACAGCCUCCCACCACCAACAAGCCCACGAACAAGCCCGAAACCACCAAGGCCCCCACUCAACCUACUGGCGACGGGAAAUGUGAGUGUGGAGUGCCCAACCUAAACCGCAUUGUGGGAGGUAACACCGUGAACCCUGCACACAAGUAUCCGUGGCAUGUGGGCCUCAAGAAGAGAAACCAUUUGUCAUACUGGUGCGGCGGAACCAUCAUCAAUAACAAGUACGCCCUCACUGCCGCUCACUGCUUCUUUAACAAACAAGGCGAACGAGAAUCUGACGAAGGGCUGGUGGUGGGCGUGGCUGACCAUGACAUGACGACCACAUCAGACGAUGCUUCUGGAGUGACGCGCUUGGUCAAUGUGAAAAAGGUUAUUCUUCAUUCCAAAUACGAUCCUAAAGGAUACGACUAUGACAUGGCACUGCUGCAGCUGGAGGAGACACUUGACCUCAGCAAAAACAAGGAGCUUCGCGCCGUGUGUCUGCCCAAGGAUGACUCCAAGAAUUACGCAGGGAUGAAGGGCAUCGCCAGUGGUUGGGGGCGACUGGUGACAGACGGGGAUCAGCCAGACAAGCUGAAGGAGGUGGUGCUGCCCAUUCUGGACGCGAAGUGCUGGAACUACCAAAUCAGUGAGAGGAUUUUGUGUGCCGCUGACCAGGAGGGCAAAAAGGAUACAUGCCAAGGGGACUCCGGCGGACCGCUCUACGUGCAGGAAAGCUCCAAGUUCGUUCAGGUCGGUGUAACCUCCUUCGGCUUCGGUAAUUGCGCCGAGAAAGGCAAGCCCGGAGCCUACGCCAGGGUGUCCAAAUUCCUUGACUGGAUAAAGGAAAACACUGCUGAUGCCACUUACUGUCAGUAGUGGGUUUGACACGGCUCGUUGCCCCUUCCCCUUCCUCUCCACAACCAUUUUUCUAGCUUUUUUUUUUUUUUUUUUUUACACUUUUUACCGAAGGUGAAUCUGUUUCUUCUUGUGAUUUCUAAAAAUAUGUUGUGAACUGCUGAAUAAAAUUGUUCUUAAAAAAU
Molecule: messenger RNA, 1523 nt
Organism: Scylla paramamosain (green mud crab)
Lineage: Eukaryota; Metazoa; Arthropoda; Malacostraca; Decapoda; Portunidae
Product: trypsin-2-like
Exons: 3
Coding region: 52-1359 (435 amino acids)
Biological process (GO): proteolysis; acrosome reaction
Molecular function (GO): serine-type endopeptidase activity
Source: RefSeq, a predicted model, not a curated record